This is a messenger RNA of Vanessa tameamea, 1925 nucleotides long. Its product is annotated as atlastin-like. Gene Ontology annotation, biological process: endoplasmic reticulum organization; protein homooligomerization. The record is from RefSeq and is a predicted model, not a curated record. NCBI's taxonomy places the organism in Eukaryota, Metazoa, Arthropoda, Insecta, Lepidoptera, Nymphalidae. Bases 254 to 1816 code for a protein of 520 amino acids. Gene Ontology annotation, molecular function: GTP binding; GTPase activity. The transcript has 10 exons.
CACUCGUUCUCCGUCGAAGUUACUUCGACGUCGCGUCGCGCCCACCGAUGACGUACGAUAAUCGUCUCUUUACUACUUAAAAUAAGCGUUUAUUAUAACUUUCGUUGAUAGACUCAGUUGCUAGUCACAAACAUACGUCGUAGCGAGUGUUUUAUUAAAUAUCUAGUCUAUAUAUCGUACGAAACAUAGUGAAGUUAAGUGUUUUUUAUUCCAAUUAUAGAGGAUUGUGUCAACUGGUACUUGAAGAUUAAAAAUGGAAGAUUUAAAUUCUGGUAAAGGUAUUCAAGUGUUAGUACCCGGUCCUGAUCACAAAUUCACGCUCAACGAGGAGGCCUUGGAGAAACUCCUGCUCAGAGAUGACAUCAAAGACUGUCCAAUCGUAAUCAUCUCGGUCGCCGGCGCCUUCCGCAAGGGAAAAUCAUUCCUUCUUAGCUUCUUCUUACGAUAUAUGCACAACAAGUAUAAUUUAAGUGAUGGCGGUUCAAAGUGGCUGGGAAACGCGGAUGAACCCUUGCAAGGUUUCAGCUGGCGCGGCGGCUCCGAGCGACACACAACAGGGCUGUUGCUCUGGUCACAGCCUUUCAUAGCGACACUGGAGAAUGGAGACAAGGUAGUGAUUUAUUUAAUGGAUACGCAAGGCACCUUCGACAGCGAGUCAACUGUUAAAGAUAAUGCUACAGUCUUCGCUCUUUCAACCAUGCUGUCCUCCGUCCAGAUAUAUAACCUCUCACAGAACAUAGAAGAGGACGACUUGCAGCAUUUACAGCUGUUUACAGACUACGGCCGGUUGGCGCUUGAGACUAGUAGUGGCAAGCCGUUCCAACGGCUGCAGCUGCUGGUGCGUGACUGGAGUUUCCCGUACGACUAUCCCUACGGCGAAAAGGGCGGUCAACAGCUGCUGGAAAAACGACUUGCGAUACGCGAAGAACAACACCAUGAGUUGCAGUCGCUGAGGCAUCACAUCGCCAGCUGUUUCGAGGAACUCAAGUGCUUCCUGAUGCCUCACCCCGGCCUGACCGUCGCAACUAACCCUAAUUUCAAAGGAAACCUUUCUGAUAUAAGUGAAGAGUUCAAGCAGGCUCUCAAAGAAUUCAUACCCAUGCUGGUCGCUCCCGAAAACCUAAUCGUUAAAAAGAUCGCUGGACAGAAGGUGAAAGCGAAGGACCUCCUGCUCUACUUAAAGUCCUACAUGAAUAUCUUCAACGGAUCCACCUUGCCGGAACCGAAAACGAUUUUGGAGGCAACGGCGGAAGCGAACAACCUGUCCGCCGUGGCCGAAGCGAGGGAGGUGUACGAGACUCUGAUGGAGGAGGUGGCUGGCGGAGCGAAGCCCUACAUGCAGCCGUCGCUGCUGCAGCAGGAGCACCGGCGCGCCAGAGACAAAGCGCUGCACGCCUUCCGCUCCAAGAAGAAGAUGGGGGGCGAUGCAUUCAGCGAGAAUUAUGGCGAGAAGUUGUUCAAGGAGCUGGAGGAGCAGUACGAGCAGUACCGCCUGCGCAACGACGACAAGAACGUGCUGCGGCGGGCGGGCACGGCGCUGGUGCUGCUGGCGCUGGCGCUGGCGGCGUGGCUGCUGGCGGCGGCGGCGCAGGCGCUGGGCCUGGCCGCGCUGCACUCGCUGGCCUCCGCGCUCGCCCUCGCCGCCGGCGCCGCGCUGCUGCUGUGGGCCUACUCCAGGCUCACCGGCAACUUUGGGGAGCUGGCGCAGAUGUUGGACGAAAAAACGGCUGUCGUCAUACAAAUGUUCGGCGGCGCGGUCGCGCGGCAGGCGGCGGCGGCGGCGCUCGGCUGCGGCGCAGACAAAAAGACAACGUAGCAACGUCGCUGUUUAUUUUCAUUUUUUUAUUUGCACAUGAAAAGUUAUAUUUUUAAUAUAAUCAUUAAGAAUAUUAAUAAUAAUUGCCAAUUUUUUCUAAAUAAAUAGU